Molecule: messenger RNA, 430 nt
Organism: Serpula lacrymans var. lacrymans S7.9
Lineage: Eukaryota; Fungi; Basidiomycota; Agaricomycetes; Boletales; Serpulaceae
Exons: 1
Coding region: 126-311 (61 amino acids)
Source: RefSeq, a predicted model, not a curated record
ACACCAGUUGCCAUAAUACAUCCCUCAAUGCCCCCGUGACCUCCCAUUCCUCCUUAUCAUCACCACCCUUCUUUUCUCAUCUCGACGCUGUUGUCUCGUCGCCCCCUUCUGACUCUCCUGUCAACAUGGACCAGCAACCUACCGUUCGACGCUGGUAUUCCGUCCCCAAUUUCCUGCACAUUCGCUGCAAUUUUCGCUCGCCAGUGCUCUACAGGAACUUCAGAAAAUGCCAUCGACGCUUCUCCGCCGCCCGCCCCGUGGGGGUCUCGGUCACCACUGCCGUCAUUCCAAUGGCACUCGUGCGACGAUAACAUCUUGAUAGGAGAGUGCACGGCAACGUCCUUCAAAUACUAGCUGACUUGUACUGCAACUUGGCUAUCAGCGUAUUCGUCCUUCCUAUCGAGCAGCGUUCCACAACCAGUACAACUUC